This is a messenger RNA of Patella vulgata (common limpet), 4661 nucleotides long. Its product is annotated as E3 ubiquitin-protein ligase RNF103. The record is from RefSeq and is a predicted model, not a curated record. Gene Ontology annotation, biological process: protein ubiquitination. The transcript is spliced from 3 exons. Gene Ontology annotation, cellular component: endoplasmic reticulum. Bases 317 to 2260 code for a protein of 647 amino acids. Gene Ontology annotation, molecular function: ubiquitin-protein transferase activity. Lineage: Eukaryota; Metazoa; Mollusca; Gastropoda; Patellidae.
AAAUAUUUACUUCCGCCAUUUUUUUUGUGGAGUCGGGGGCUGUAAAUGUUCAUGAUAGGAAAGAUCCUUUUCUAGUGGUGUGUUGAUGAUAAUGGAUCUACAAUAUUGAUAGAAGGGUCACUGAUGUCAGGAAGACACCAAUUUCAUUGUUUUUAGCGGAAGUCAUUGGAUAACAACCGGCUAAAUCUUAUCUUCAACUUUUGCUUGACGUGUCAACACUAUCGGUUUCCCGGAAGUUGUCAAUGCGCACGACUCGGAUUACUGUCAUUCAAGAAAGGCUAUUAAUUUUAGAAUGCUGUAAUCGUUUACCGAUAGAAUGUGGCUUAAGCUUUGUUUGUUAUUAAUUUAUGUAACAGCCCUGUUCAUAAUUGCUCGCUUAAUAGAGGCCGUGACAUGGUACGAAACAGGUUCGCUGUCACGUCGAUUGCUGGACCCAAUGACUCUUUCAGUGAUGAAAUUAAAGGCCCUGUUGCAUCAACGAGGAGUCACGUAUGAUAGUGUAGUUGAAAAGUCUGAUCUUACACAGUUGGUAGAAGGAACAGGUCCAGCCAUGGAAGAUGAAGUUGAACUCUCGUUAUCUGAGGAAUCAUCUACUGAUGAAACUGUUUUUGAAUCUGGGGCUCAUUUUUAUGAACAAGUUGAGGACGCAAAAGAUAGUGUUUGGAUGAUUUUCGUUUCUAUGGGUGAAACCAGCAACCUGAGAUUUAUUUCGGACCAAACCUGGAAAUCAAUAAAAAAGAGGGUUUUGAGAUUCGGUGUUCGUGCAGGGGUUAUGGACUGUACUAGAUAUCCAAGGUACUGCCACGCUAGAGGUUUAACAUCACCACGAUUACUGUUAGCUUUACCACAAGACUUCAAGACAAAAGCCAGUGUCAAGAUGCACACCUAUACUGGUUCUCCUAGAGAGUCGGCCAUCAAUAUUUGGAUUCAUGAUAAACUAGAUGAAAAAAUCAACACAAUAAAUAGCUACAAAGAGUUCAAAUACAAUUGGUUGAAAUAUAAACAUAAUUUUCUGGAUCCGGAAAUUCGUACUGUUUUAUUUACCAAAGAAGGAGUGAUGCCGAUGUUUUAUUCUGCUUUAAGUUUACGAUUUCCUGGCAGAGUCCGUUUUGGAAAAGCUGAUAUGAAACAUUCACUUAAAGAUGAAUUUUCGUCCUAUUUUAAGAAUAAUUCAAAGACAUCCGGACCAUUGCCACAUUAUCUUAUCAUCACACCCGAAGAUAAAUUUCUUUAUGGAAUACAAAGAGGGGAAUAUUUGACGUUUGAGUCAUUAGAAAUAUUUUUAAAAUCACUCUACCCAUCCCUGAAUGAUCUGUUUAUUCUUAGUUUUGUUAUCGUUAAUGUUAUGAGUUGGUUUGAGUUUUUCGAGGUUCAGGGAACGUUUUUCAAAAGACUGCGGAAACUUUUAUGGUGUGUGAUAAAAUAUAAUGUUUUGUUGAUAAUGAUGUGGUUACCGUUGGUGGGGUUAUUUUCACUUCCUUAUUUUGAGAAACUUAUAAUGAUUGGGUUAAAAUUUGUGCGUUUCAUUUCAACAUCUUCCUUCGCAAGUCUGAUCCGAAAAGAUUUCUUAUUUUACACCAAACAUGUUUUCAGUUUAGCAUCCUCAUUUCUCAUGUAUGCCUUAAUCAUUGGAUUUGUCCAGUACAAAAAAGGUGAUAAUGGCACAGAAGCGGACAGUCCCGAAGAAGACGAUUUAUGGAACUUUAAUCAGAUGCGAACCUUGGAACACCUGAUUCGGCCAGCCGAUAGUAUUGGUCAGCUGGAAGCUGGUUUUGGCAGAUUCGGUUCAAUUUCAAGUCCGACCCUUUGGUUGAGACCUUCUGGAUCAGUUGAUUACAUUCAACAAUUACCGACUUGGAAAUUCCAAGUUUCAAAAUUCCCAACUACUGAAAGCAAAGAUCCAAAUAGGCUAGAAAUAUCAAAUCAAGGAACGAUGGCUGGUAAAACUAUUGAAGAAAUAGGAUCGACUGGAAUUUAUGAUACUGAGAAGAUGAAUAAAGAAAUCCAAUAUGAUGGAAAGCUAAUGGCCGAUAUUUGUAUGAAUGCUUGCUUUCCACCUGGCUAUCUACCAAACACACAAUGUGUUAUCUGUUUGGAUGACUACAUGCACGGCAUAAUAUUAUGUGGCCUUCCUUGCAGACAUUCAUUUCAUGAAAAGUGCAUUUUAUCUUGGUUGAACAGAGAUAAUCAUUUCUGUCCAGUUUGUCGAUGGCCUGCUGAUCAGCCUAAAAAUGUUACCCUACAUUUACAUUGUGAAUAAACAAGGAAUAUAAAAUACAAUCUACAUUUAUGUAUUCAACAGAGAACAGACAAAUAUUUUAGCAUGAUUUAUCACUUUGAAAGAAAACAUACAAAAUGACUCACUUAAUUAUAAUGUACAUCCCUUAGUGUUUUUUUUUGUUUUUUUUUUAACAUCCUUUGAUGUCUUGCAAGCAGAAAUUUCUGAAUAAAACCUGUGUGACGUGAUCAUUUUAUUGACCUUUGGACUUUUAUGAUUUUGUGGAAAUUCAGUGGAAUAAUGAAUUAGAUAAUGAAAUGUAGAAACCAUCGACAUGAUGUUUGUAUUGAACUUGGUUAUAGUGAUCUGAACAGUAAUUAUAAAAGUACUAUUUUCAUAGUUAUUAAAAAUGUUUUGCCCUGUCCUUAUUAUAAAGCCUGUAGCCUAUGUUAAUUUUAAAGGUUAAAAUUGUUAUUGUUAUUAGCCGCAUCUGUGAUUACUCAUAAUUGUAAAAUAGUAAUAAUAAGAUAGUGUAAAUUAAUUAGAAUACAAUGAUUAUUAAUUAACAAAUGAAUUUUGCUCUAUACCGAUUAAAUAUAAUAUGAAAUGGGUUUUAAUGUCCUAUUUUUGGCAACUUCCAGAAAACAGGAUAUUUCGAUAAAUCUAAUUAUAUUAGCUUAGAGAUUAUAAGAAUCGCUGAUUUCUUAUGCUGCACAAGUGCAAAUACUGUCAAUGAAAUUAUCAAAAGACAAAUUUAAUUUUACAAUCAUGAAAGUUAUGAUCUUACAAGGAAUUUAUGAUAAUGUGAGUUGGCUAUCGUGGAUGUUAAAUAGCAUGCAAAAAUGUUAUCAUUUCUAGGUGUUGCUUAUCCUUUAUAAGGUAACCACAAGAAUUUAUUGUGUGCAUGAUAUCAGUGUUUAGAUUGCAGUUGAUUGGCCAGUGCAUUACAUAUAAAUUUUCAAGUCGCAUUAAUAUUUUAUUGUAUUGAAUUCCUGGAGCAAAAUUUCAUGUUUUACAGAAUUAUUAAUUUGACAUUCUUAGCCAGUUUAUCAAAGGAACCUUUUAAUAAGUAAAUGAAUAUUAAUGUAUUAAUAUGUUAUUUAUAAUUUCUCCUAUAAUUGUAGAAGAACUAACCAUAUUUGAUCAUGUUUGUUAUUUUUGGGUGAAAAUAAAUGCUUUUCAAACCAGAAAUGAAAUAAGGUUUAACUUCCCACUUUUCUGCACAAAUUGGCUAAUGGAGACGUGGACACCAUGGACCUUAUUAUAAUGUAAGAUCCAUGCAUAGGCUACACUAUGUGAACAUACACCCUUUUUUUUUUAAACCAGAAAAUUGCCUUAUUACCAGGAAGCAAGCUUUAUUCACAAAUAAUUUAAUGCCGUGAUUUCAAAAAUUACUAUCAAAUUAUAACAUGCUUGGUCUCUUUUGGCUGUUUUGAUUUUUAUGGAGUUCUGUAAAAAUUUAUGCAUUGGUUUUCUUACAUACAGUACUUUUCGCAGUGUUUCGUUUAAUUAGACCUAAUCCCAUUUAACACUGCUGUAAUGGAAGCAAAUUUCUGUUCCAAAUUAUGACUGGUCAAUAGUCCGAUUAACAACCAAUAACAAACUGAGUACUAAAUAUUAUUCGGCUUUAAACAGAGCUCCAAAUUGAACCAAAUAUAUUUACAUAACGGUACAUCGGGACUCACGAAAUUUAUAACGCCCAAUUAACCAGUUCAUAGCAGAAUAUUGCAGAAAAACUAAUUGCGGGACAAACAAGGCUAUCAAACGGCUACAUUGUAAACAAUACUGUUUGGAGACAAACAAUACUCUCACCAUUUUUAAUACCUUAAAACACUGUCUAAAGUUUAGGGAAGACCCCAGAUUAAACGAAGGGCUGUCAUGUUGCUGUACUUGAUAGAUUUGAUUGAACGGGAAGAAUAGACACACUCCCUCAAAAGCUCAAGUAUCAGAAGCCAAUCCAGCAAUGAACAGAGAGGGAUUUCUUGGGCCAUUGCUUCAGGAAUAUGGUUUUCUUAUUGUAUACAGGACUAGAAAUAUAUACUAGUAUAUAUAUCGGACUACAUCAAAAUAAUUUGGUAUUGCAAUCAUUCUUUCUAAAGAACUCAUGAAGGAGAACUAUUAUAUUUUAUUUUUUAUCAAGUAUUACUAUAGUUUCGAGUAGGAAUAACCUGAAGCGAAAUUGAUUUUGCCUUUAAUUGACACACCAGCUGUGGUGAUACCAGGAGAACUGUCAGUCACUGUAUCAUAAAUCAACAACCUGCAAUGUGAAUACAUAAAUCAGUGGACUGAAGAAGAUUAUUAUAACAGAUGUUGUAUUUGUUUACAGUUCCUGACAGUUUCCUCAUAACAUCACAGCCAGCGACUUAUUUGAAUCAACUUAAAUGAUUCAUAUUUCAGGUUUUGAAUUCUGGACUAAUUUUAAUAGAUAAAAUGUAACCAAAUA